UAUACGCCCAGCCAACGUAAGCGUUGUUAGUAGGAAGAAGAAGAAGCCGAUUCUGGAAGCCAUUACGUUGCGCACAUUAAUUGAGUAAAUCCUACUAUUUGUGCGUACAAUACGCACAAUUACCUCUCCAAAAGAGCAGUUUCUGCAAUUAUGGCAUCGGUCGCGAAAAAAAGAAAAAUGAAUUUCUCGGAGAGAGAGGUGGAAAUUAUUGUGGAAGAAAUAGAGAAACAAAAGCACACACUGGUUAACCACUUCAAUGCUGGAGUCACCCACAUGGCAAAGAAUAACGCGUGGGUGGAUAUCCUGAAAAAGGUGAACGCUGUCACCACCUGUCCCAGAGAGUUGCCCGAGGUGAAAAAGAAGUGGUCUGACAUGAAGACGGAGGUCCGGCGGAAAGUGGCCCAGGCGCGGGCUGCUAUAGAGGGAAUCUCCGCUGACUGCACUCCAGUUCCCGUCAUCCUCACCGCUAUGCAGCAGAGGAUCUGUAACCUCCUGGGGGAGGCCACCAUCAUCAGCUUACCUGCAGGAGACUCGGAUGCUGAGAUAACUUUACCUGUUACAGUGAACACUGCCACCAACGUCACACUAGCAGACACUCUUCCAUCGGGCUCAGGUACAGACUGUGAUGAAGCAAAGCCACUCACUGAAACAACUUACCACACCCUGGAAGAGGAUGGAGGCGUAGUGGAGUACUGCACCACCACUGUAAGUGACUCCACCCCCACUGUGGCAGCCGUUGAGGCUCCAGUGGAGAUGCUGGCCUCAUCCUCAGCUUCCCCACCUCCGCCUCAGGGUCAGGCCAAACCUCAGGAGCUGAAGAGCCGCAUUGCCCUCAACUCAGCCCGCCUGCUGCAGGAGCAGAGAGUCACCAACGUCCAUAUCCGACAGAUUGCCCAGCACCUGGAGGGCCAGAACGAGCUCCUGCAGAUGAUGCGGCGCUCCCAGGAGGCUCAGGCGUUCGCCCAGGAAAGACAGGCCCAGGCCCUGGAAGGUACCCAGGCUGCCCUGCUAGCAUUAGUGCAGAUGCUCAGGCCUGCUCUCAAAGACCUGCGCAAAUUCCUGCAGAGUGGGAAUGAGGUCACAAACCCCAGCAGCUCAGCAGCAGGAGCGAUAGCUGAUGGGGCAGGAACAGAGGAGCAGAGCAGGCCCAAAACACCUCCAUGUCCUCCACAGCAAGCUGAGGAGACACAAUAGCGCUGUGUGUGUGUGUGUGUGUGUGUGUGUGUGUGUACUGCCUCCUGUCUGCAUUGUACAUAGAGGAGUCCUUGCACACAAGCUUCAGAGAACAAUGAAAAGCUUUUUAAAAGUUGCCUUGGGGUGAGCAUGUACAUAAUUUUACUUCUGUUUUAUGAUUCGGAAAAACAGUCACAGAAGCAGUGAAAAGGUUAUGUUGAACAUUAUUUUUACUUUUUACUGUCUGUCAUUAAUUAGCAGUGAGUUUAUGUUAUUUAAUACAUUGGAUUUGAUAUUGAAAUUAUGUUUUUAAUGCAAAGAUGCAGGUAGUCAUCACCCUGAUGUGGGCUGAACAUUUAAAACUUAGUUUCUUCAAGUCAUCCUGCAGUUUACCCUGAAUGAAGAAUAAUCAGUCUUGUUUUAAGACCAGAAUCAGCUGGGGUCUUCAAUUAGUGUGCACCAUGUCUUCAGAAUUUAAUAAAACUUGAAGCCUCAUCGGCCUGUGUUUUCCCUACAGGGUGCAUCACUAUUAAUCAACCAGAAGAGGGCAGUGUGUGCAAGCAAGUUUCACCACUGGUGGAGCAGCAGCAGUGUAGUUUUAAGGCAUCUAUAAAUUAGGAUGAAAUCUGUGUGUUAUGUGAAAUUAUUUUACUUUACAGUCAUAUACUUGUUAAAGGGUAAUUUCAUUUUUUUCACACUGGACCCUAUUACCCCAUGCAUUAGUGUCUAAGUGACUAAUGUGACCAAGAAUCUUUGAAAUUGGUCCAAUAUUGAGCCAGAACACUGGCAGCAGCGAACCAGGCUGCAAUGUAACCAUAUAGGGCAAAUGUGCAUCGUUAAUUUCCGUCCACUAAAAGUGCUGUUUUUGCCACUGACAGGCUCAGAUUGUUAUUCUAAGUGUCUGACAACAUUAUGAAAAGGUUCCCUACAUAGAUAUACCUUUUUGUUAAAGAGUAAGAUACUUUUUGUUUAACUAGAAACAGCUCAGAAAUCGCUAUUGCCAAACCCACCAGACUCCAUUUAAA
This is a messenger RNA of Sander lucioperca (pikeperch), 2198 nucleotides long. It is a transcript of the gene naif1, whose product is annotated as nuclear apoptosis inducing factor 1. Gene Ontology annotation, cellular component: nucleus. The transcript has 3 exons. The coding region runs from base 151 to 1194 and encodes 347 amino acids. The record is from RefSeq and is a predicted model, not a curated record. NCBI's taxonomy places the organism in Eukaryota, Metazoa, Chordata, Actinopteri, Perciformes, Percidae.